This is a messenger RNA of Grus americana (Whooping crane), 7697 nucleotides long. RefSeq names its product trace amine associated receptor 1 (gene TAAR1). Gene Ontology annotation, cellular component: membrane. Gene Ontology annotation, biological process: adenylate cyclase-activating adrenergic receptor signaling pathway. The coding region runs from base 5075 to 6076 and encodes 333 amino acids. Gene Ontology annotation, molecular function: trace-amine receptor activity. The transcript is spliced from 6 exons. The record is from RefSeq and is a predicted model, not a curated record. NCBI's taxonomy places the organism in Eukaryota, Metazoa, Chordata, Aves, Gruiformes, Gruidae.
AGCGCUCUCUAACUGUUUUUUUUUUCCUUCUUAAAUAUGUUAUCACAGAGGUGCUGAUGGGCUUGGCUUUGGCCAGUGGUGGGUCCAUCUUGGAGCCGGCUGGCAUUGGCUCUAUCAGACACAGGGGGAGCUUCUAGCAGCUUCUCACAGAAGCCACCCCUGUAAUCCCCCCCGCUACCAAAACCUUGCCAUGCAAACCCAGUACAGGUGCACCACAGCUAAUACAGGAAUGCUGUGGCUUGUGAUGGACUAUGAGAUGUCAUGGAGACCAACACAGAAAUAAUUCCAAUGUACCUUCUAAAAAUUAACUUCUUGACACUGUAGGCAAACAGCACCUCCUACUGAAGCCACGGAUGAGCAUAACAGCAUUACCCAGUGUUGCCUACCUGUGGAUCAGACACAGCUAGAAAUGAUCGGUCGUGGUGACACAGAAACUUAGCAUAUUGACAACAAUAUGUUAAUUUCUUUUUCAGUUUAGAAAAGAAUUAAGAAUUAACAGAAGCACUUGUAGCACCCAUCUUUGCAAGUAUUAAAAUGUUUCUUGUAGCUAUUCAUUACUAUAAUGUUGUAAGUGAAAUACUCCAUUGAAAUACUUUCUUAGUAAUCCAUGUCAAAUUUAUGAAAGGUUUUGGAAAAAUCUAAACCUCAUUCUGCAAAAUUUAUUAAAAUCUUAGGCAAAAUACAAUAAUGAUAUGCAGUUUUAAUGCCUUAGCAUCAACUCCAUUAAGUUGAGCAACGAGAGUACAGUGAACUUGAGGCCAAUAUCAUUGCUAUGUUACUUACAGACUCUUCAGGAUACACUGCCCCCAUACUUGUUAGAGACUUUCCUAAGUUUUCUAUAGUAGUAUAGUAUUCUAUAGUAUUUAUUACUGUGCUGGCUAAGUGCUGCUAUCUAAGACCUAAAGUGCUCUCUUUUCUUUUUUCAUUUUGUCUCCACUAGGAGCCAGAAAUCUUGACUUACUGCUCUUUUCACUGAGGUCCAAAUGGGGGCAGUGAGUUUGCUAUACUACUGUUAAAAUCAAUGGUGGUACGUCAGUUUACAUCUGAUGAUUGUGCAUUUGCAGAAACAGAGAUGUUCUGCAUUUAGUCAUGAAUUCAAUCAGUUGUAUUCUGUGGGGUUUUUUCAGUGUGCCGUGCACAGAGGCUCUCACACCACUUGACUGGGUUUGGUUGGGGCUGGAAAUCAUCAGCUCUGCCCAGGAGAGUUCACGGAGACAAUGAUCCAUAUAGAUCCCACCUCGGCAGAAGUUAGGUGCGCUGGCCCAGUAAAAUCCCCAGUAUCUUGGUUUGUCACCCAGCUGGCAAAACGUGCAAAAAUUGAUCAAAAAUGUACAAAACUUUUCUUCCCAUUCCCUACUUGGUUAGUAGUUGUCUCCUCCAGUUUUCUCAGAGAUGUUCUCACGCUGAGUUGGCUGCAAUAGCUAACCUAACCAAAUUGUGAAAGCACAGUGUAAUUCAUUCAUGGAAACUUACUGUUCAAAAGAAGAAUUAUGCUUGCCUAAGUAGAAAUCAAAUAUAUCUGGCACUGAGAUAUAAAAGGGAAGAGCAAGCUGUAAAAACGCAGCCAUUAACGGACAGUGAUGUACUUCCUGGUAGCUAGACUGAAAGACAAAAAGCUUUGGCAGGUGUGGGUAAAAAUACAUGUGUGGUGCCUUUCAUAACAGAUGUCAUUUAGCUAUACCCCAAGAGUAUCAGGUGGCUGUAUGUAUAUGGACCAGAGCUAUUAAAAAAAAAAAAGCUAAAGGUUGAUCAAUCAUGAUUACCUAGCAACAGGCUCAAACAUUCAUUUUGUUGAAGAGUUUCCAAGCCUAUCUGUAAUGUUACACUAGGCAUUUUAGGUUGUUUAUUCACGUUAACAUUAGCCUCUCUUUGCAGGGAUUCUUCCAAGUUCAGCAUUAGACUAAACAAAAAGCAGGCACAAAACCUCUUGCAUUUGAGGGUCAUGCAACACUUAAUGUAACCACUCUUGUGGUUUGCCAAGGGAAUCUUACAAUGCCAGUUGUUUUCUGCUGAGUCUUUUCUUACAGAUUGUUGCUCUUCUGUCACUAAGAAUGUGACCCGUACCCCUCCUUGAUUUGCCAAGGCUCAUCAUUAGAUAAUAUCUUGAUGUCUUAUGAACAUUUGCAAUCACAGCACUUCCAUGAAGCUAGGAGUAAUUUUUAUCCUAUAAUGCAGAUGAGGAGAUGAAGUGCAAAGAAACUGAUGUUUGCAAUAGACACUAAUUUAGGCAGCUAACUUUAGAUGCCAGAAUAUUUCAUAUUAAUAAAAAUUGCUGUAUAUAGUAAAAAAAUGAUUGCCACUGGCUUCAGCUGCAAGUGCUGACUACCUGUGAAAAUCAAGCCCUGGCAUGCACCCAGAAAAUGAGGAGCACACGUUCAGCGAAAGCUUCAAAACCUGUGGUAUAAAAUGACCCACCUAAUAUCGUGUAGUAACAGAUGCAUAUACAGCAUGUUAGAACGAGGGAAAGGAGGAAAGGGACCUGUGUAAGGGGAUCUAUUUAGGGCAUUAGUCCGCACGGGCAGCUAGGGCAAGAAGGCAUGCAAGGCACAGAAGGAAGAAGCAGCAACAGUUGCAGAUAAGAACAAAAUGGACUACACAGGGAGGAAGAGGGGAGGGGGAGGAGAAAAGAGGGAGAGAUUUAGUUUCUCUUCACCAACCCUCACCUGCACAGACAAAAAGUUAUGCAGGCUGGUAGAGGCACAUUUAACCAGGUAAACCUCCAGUUGCUGCCAUCUGUUCCCUUUCAGUCUCACAGGUAUUGUGUAGGAGAUGUCUAGCAAGCAGGGACGUGACAACAAAUAAUGAAUCCAAUUCAAACUGACUCCAAUGCACCCUUACCUCCCCUUCGGUGAUCCAAAAAGCACAUUGAAAUGACAUACAGCAGCUACUGACAAGAUAAAUGAAGCUCCUUGCUGAAAAAUCAGGCUGCCCAUGCAUGUCUUCCUGAGACUGGGCAGCGGAAGGUGGGCACGAAAGGGCACAGCCUCCGACGCUGGUACUUUCUGCACUACUUGAGUUGCUGUUCCUGCAGCAUCACGAUACCAGCGACGCUCAUGCACAGCACUGCUGCUUCCUGCAGCAGCAAACAACUGUGGAAGCAAAGAAUGGCACCGGCAGGUCUCCCCCUUAAAAACGGCCCCCAGUGCAGCAGCACUGGCAUCUGCAGUCAGUUGGACUUGCAAAUGGCAAUUAGAAACAAUCAAGCAUGUUAAAUAUUUCUAGGAAAACAGCAUGCGCCUAUUGUAGCCAAAUGCAGCGUUUGUGAAAGGCAAGAGAGUAAUGCGUGAAAAGGGAGGCUCCAGCAGUUUGUUUACUGACAUAUAAGCCUAUAUUGGCAAUUUUAGGUUUCAGUGGCUUCCGUCAGAGUAGCCACACUUCCAGACCAGAAUGUGACAGUUCAAGACCUUCAUUUCACCAAAGGUCCUCCCUCUUGUUCAGCCCCAUGUCCCCUGUGUCACCUUGCCAGGGCAAUACCUUCCUAUUUCCCAAGCCCACCCCAAUCCCAAAUUCCCAGGGAGAAGCUGCAGCUUGAGCCACGCAGGUCCCGCUCAGGGCUCAGAGAAACCCCAGGGGAGCAGGAGUUGAAAGGCACAGCUCUCCACCAGCGCAGCCCACCAGCCGAUGCACACAAACUGACCCAAAGUGGGUCAGUUCUCCUCCCUGGGAUUACUUCUUUCUGGAAGGACUCUCCUCCUUGGGUCCCACAGCAAUACUAAAACUCUUAACUGUUUGAAGAUGCGGAUGACGGUCAAUGAGCUGUGCUUUAAAAAGCAACAAGUUGCAGUUUGGCCACUGCUGAUUUGUAAUUUGGCCAUAUUUAGGUAUAGUUCCUCUGGUAUGGUAAAAGAUAUACAAAUAGGCAAUCGACACUUCUUAAGUCCCUGCUACAAAGCAUAUAAACACCAGAGCAUUGUAAAUAAAAGACAAGCAGAAUUUUUUAAUAAGGAGGAAACAGUUCUCUUUUUAAUCAGUAUUGUUCUCAGAUGCUGUUGAAGUAUUAUGGGUGGAGUUUUUUUGAAAAUAUCCAGUCUAGGAUACACAAAUCAAAUUUUCAAAGAUAACUGAAAUUGCUAAAGUUUGGCAACAUUAUGCAAAAUUGAAAGGAGGGCAAGAAACAUCGGGCUCUCUUAAAACCAGCUCAGUGCUGUUAGCUCCAUCUGUACUUUGGCCAUAAUAAACAUUUAUCAUUAUUUUGUAUGCUUCUUUCCAUAAGGCUGGCUUUAACUUAAUUCACAUGCAGUCAUCUUUGCAUAUACUAGUGGCUUGUGUCAGAAUAGAUUUAUUAUCUACUUAUGUUCUCUGAAUAUUUAAUAUUGACGUCAUCCUGUUGAUAAGAUUUUUCCAGCAGGCUGUAAACCAGAGUCAGACCAAGCGUGCAGCUGCUCGGCUGUGGGAUGCGUGUGGGAUGAUUCACUAUCACGCUGUAUCCGCAGGCUGCGCUGGUUCGUGAUGAGGAAAUAACUCCUGAACAGAUUUCAAACAUAUGAAUGGAAACUUAAGAAGAUAAUUUUUGUCAAUGCUGUGCUUUUUUUUCCUGAGGACUGCAUAAAUGAACUGUUAUGAUGGUGAAGAGGCUCAGCUGUCUUUUGAGAUGGUCUUUAAAAGGAAGGGGUGUCACUCAAUCAACAGAAAACAAAUGAGCAUCAAGAGCAGACUUCUACCCAGCGUGCGGGGAGAAAGGAAAAGGAGUUUCCAAGAGAGAUAUUAUUUCUUCAGGCUAAAUGAUUUCCCUGUCAGAGAACAAUAGGUGGAGCCUACCAGAAUUCUGCAGUAAGACUUGAUUUGGUGAGGCAGUGCCAUCUGCCUGGAAGCCGAGGGCUGGUGGAAACUCUCUGGUUUGGCCAGGCUGCGCAGCGGGCUCAGCUGUCGCUAUCGGGACGGGGCUGCAGGAGAGGGGGGCUCAGCGAGGGCUCCUCAGCUUCAGCCUUCUGGUUUAGACUUGUGGAUCCUAGACUUAUGUAUAAAAAAAGCUCUCUCCGUACAGAAGAGAAAAGAACAGUUGUAAAUGUAUUUCAGCAUUAGGAAAAACGGUACCUGUGCUGCAUAACUACGUGAAUUUGAGACCUCAGUAAGGAUGCAACUGUGCUGUGAAUCUGUAAAUGGCUCUUGCAUAAGGAGCAGCUGGUCAAACAGUAUCCGUGUUUCCAUGUAUAUCUUCAUGGUUUGCAUUAUUCUGGCCACAGUGGUUGGAAAUUUGACGGUUAUCAUCUCAAUAUCACAUUUCAAGCAGCUCCAUACGCCUACCAAUUUCCUGAUACUUUCCAUGGCUACAGUAGACUUUCUGCUGGGAUUCCUCAUCAUGCCUUGCAGCAUGGUGCGCUCUGUUGAGCACUGCUGGUAUUUUGGGGAGCUCUUCUGCAAGAUCCACACGAGCACGGACAUUAUGCUGAGCACGGCUUCCAUCUUCCAUCUUUCCUUCAUAUCCAUCGACCGUUACUAUGCUGUGUGUGACCCUCUAAGAUAUAAAUCAAAGAUAAAUACUUUUGUUAUCCUGGUCAUGAUAUUCAUAAGUUGGAUGGUCCCUGCUGCUUUUGCUUUUGGGAUGAUCUUUCUAGACCUAAAUUUGCGAGGGGCAGAAGAGAUUUAUAAUCAUGUCCAUUGUGCAGGAGGAUGCUUUGUCAUUUUUAGUGAAACUUCGGGUGUUGUGGCCUCCAUAGUGUCUUUUUACAUCCCUGGAUUUGUUAUGCUGUACCUCUACAGGAAAAUAUACUUUAUAGCCAAGAGGCAAGCAAGAUCCAUUGAUGCAAUUAGCAAAAAAAAGACACGAUUUGAAAUGAAGCACCACAUUUCAUUCUGCAGAGAAAGGAAAGCUGCAAAGACAUUAGGCAUAAUAAUGGGAGUGUUUCUCAUCUGCUGGAGUCCAUUCUUCUUCUUUACAGCAACCAAUCCAUUUAUGAAUUAUGUGAUACCUCCUAUUCUCAUUGAUGCUUUGGUUUGGUUUGGUUAUUUGAAUUCUACAUUUAACCCAAUUGUUUAUGCAUUUUUUUACAUGUGGUUUCGCCGGGCAUUAAAAAUGAUUCUGUUUGGAAAAGUUUUUCAACAGGACUCGUCCAGGACUCAUUUGUUUUUAGAGUAACAUGCUUUAAAUGGUUGGAUUCAUGGCUUUGACUUUUUGUCUGGAGGCUGAACUCCUGGAUGUAAGAGCUGAAAAUGAAGGAAACACCUAUUUGUUUAGUCAUUUACCAAAUCUGGUUUCAGCACAUGAGCAACUAUUGCGCUUUAUGUCUUCUUUCAUUCCAGAUUGGGAAUUGUGUGUGGUGUUUUGAUUAUAGCUAUUUAUAUGCAAUGCACAGGAGAGCAAGGCUUAAGUUUAAAAAAACUUACAGCAGCUUAUAUCCCUGCUCUUAAUGAUUAAGAAAUUAUUCCAAUACAGUAGGUUAAUUUCUUGAACAAGGAGUGCUUAUAUUACAAUAUUUGUGUUUGCUUAUUGUCCUCUAGAAAGAGCAGAAAAGCCUUUCCUUUUGCAUUUCUAGACAUCUUUGAGUAAUAACCCAAAGCUUUUAAGUUUUGUCUCUCCCCUUCAGUAUCUGUGCAGAGGUCAAAAUGCCCAUAACCAGCCAUACCAGCACUCUCUGUGGAGGGAAGAUGGGACAGAGGAAAGUCAUGCUGCUCCUUCUGUUUCCAUUUCAGUUAGUGCUUUUCACUUAUGGGUUUGUCACUUAAAGGCUUUGCUGAUCAAUGAGAUCAAAAGCAUGUUUAAUUAAUCAAAGACAAGGAAAAAUACAAUGUAUGGAAUGAAAAGCAAUAGCAAAAAGCAACAUUGAACCUGACAAUGCCAGAAAAUUAUGCUUGUCUAAUGAAUGUUUCAAUGUAAAAUAUUUGCCAAUUUGCAUUUUACAGAACUUUUUUUUAGCUUGGACGUAUUGUUAUUUUGUCUGAUGGCAAUGCUGUGACAGCAGAUGAGGAAAGUAUAUAGAGAAUUGUGAAGAAAUGCUAUGGUUGACCUGAAUGGAGGGUGAAUGGGGCAAGGUGGAUGUGGAAGCACCAGGAGUGGCAGAAGAAGGGCUAUAGGAGUGGUUGGGGGGACGGCACCUGGGUGAGCAGGCUGUCAAGGUUACAUCUGUGGGCAGCUUCUCAGGACACCCAGAUCGGGGCACAAAGGACAGGCGAGUAAGGCGCAUGGUCACCAGCUGAAGAAGACCCACAGACUGUAAUUUUUUUAAUCUAUGACCUGGCUUUUCUAGAGUUAACAUAUCCCCAAACAGAAGGAAAUAAUACCUCUGGCCUGAUCCUGUGACAUCUGGUUGGACUGUGAAGGACUAGUGCUGGGAAUGGACAGGAAAGGAUUAGUACCCGAGAAGACUAUGGACAGAAAUUGAUGACUCUGUACCGAAGUAAGAGCUAUGCUCAACAGUAAAUGAUGUCCUCCAUUCAUGUUACUUGUAUAAAUGCACAUCAUAUGCAUAGUUUAUCUUUCUUUUCUGUGCUUUGUAGAGCACUGAAGCACUCUACGCUGUAGACCAUAAAAGUUGAAUGAUGCUACAUUUCAGCAGAGCAUAAUAUCAGGAUUGAGAUAGUCUCUUCUACUGUUUCAUUGCCAUCUUGUAAGUUUGCACUCUCCAAAAUGACAUAAGAAAGGAACAAUGAAAUAUACACCACAUCAGCACUUGCACUGUGGAAGAUAAUCCUUGUUAGUGACAAUAUGACUACUUUAAUACUUUAUCUCACAGAAAUAAAGUAAGCUAAGAUUAAAAAAA